ACUCACGCACGUGUUCAACUGCAUAAAAUGGCUUCUCGGAGGGCCAGACUAGAGGAAGAGGCGGACAUGAUGGACGUAUCAGAGGUUCCUGACGACCUUGACGGAGACAGCGGCGCAGGGAUUGAAGGCGUGCAGCACCUGGCCAAAGGCCUAGUCCGAUACGCCUUGUCGUGUGAGCAUUCACGUCGGCCCAUUAAGCGGCAAGACAUUAACGAAAAAGUGCUUGGUUCCCAGACCCGGCUGUUCAAGCAAGUCUUUGCACAAGCCAACAGCCAGCUCAUGGAUGUGUUUGGAAUGCAAUUAGUUGAACUGCCCAAGGCCGAACGCGUAACGCUGCGGCAAAAGCGCGCAGCCGCCGCCGCAUCACUAGCAUCGGAUUCCCAAGCAAAGUCAACCAGCGUGUGGGUCUUGCAGAGCAUCUUACCCAGCCAGUACCGAAUACCCGAAAUCGUGGGCCCAUCACGGCCACUUGAACAUGGUAUGCCAAACAAGGAAGACGCCUACGUUGGUCUGUACACUCUUACCAUCGCUCUCAUCACCAUCUCCGGAGGCAUGAUGCCAGAAGGCAAGCUCGACCGCGCUCUCAGGCGCAUGAAUGCAGAGCAAACCACGCCCGUGGGUAGUAAAGACAAAGCAAUAGCUGCCAUGGUUAAAGAUGGGUACAUUGUGCGUGUCAAGGAGACUUCGGGCGCAGGUGAUGAGACGGUCGAUUAUAUUGUUGGCCCUAGAGGCAAGGUUGAGGUUGGUCGUGAUGGUGUCGCUCAGUUUAUACGAGCGAUGCAUGGCCAGGCUGAGGAUGAGACUGAGCUUGAGAGGCGGAUUCAGAGGACUCUUAAUGUAGCUGACGCACAUAGCAAUAGUGCACCCGCAGCGGAAGCGAACUGAGUAUGUUUUAGUCUCAGCCUUGAGUUGCCACAGGUGAGUGACGGAGGAUAUCUAGAGUUACGGGAGACUCAAUUGCAUACAGAUAUCCUACAGGUGGUACUUAGCGCUGUACAUUUAUCUGUCUUGUUUUCUUGUAUAUAUUUGUUAACGUAUAUGCUAAGAGACUAGUCCUACCUUAACAAGUGAUUCUAAAGAAUUGCUGAAAUCUGACUUCAGUAUUCAUUUUUAU
Messenger RNA from Bipolaris maydis ATCC 48331, 1114 nucleotides. Its product is annotated as MAGE family-domain-containing protein. Gene Ontology annotation, cellular component: nucleus. Gene Ontology annotation, biological process: DNA repair. Lineage: Eukaryota; Fungi; Ascomycota; Dothideomycetes; Pleosporales; Pleosporaceae. The record is from RefSeq and is a predicted model, not a curated record.